Microplitis demolitor is the source of this 3085-nucleotide messenger RNA. RefSeq names its product mitochondrial 2-oxoglutarate/malate carrier protein. The coding region runs from base 190 to 1077 and encodes 295 amino acids. The record is from RefSeq and is a predicted model, not a curated record. The transcript is spliced from 5 exons. Gene Ontology annotation, cellular component: mitochondrial membrane. Gene Ontology annotation, biological process: malate transmembrane transport; succinate transmembrane transport; phosphate ion transmembrane transport. Gene Ontology annotation, molecular function: antiporter activity; thiosulfate transmembrane transporter activity; succinate transmembrane transporter activity. Lineage: Eukaryota; Metazoa; Arthropoda; Insecta; Hymenoptera; Braconidae.
AGUGGUUGACAUGUAUAACUGAUAGUCGGCAUUCAGUUUUUACUUAUUUUAUUAUAAAAUAAAUAUUGUCGAGUUCUUUGUACUGACAGUUAAGUCUUUAGUUUUAAAUUGUAAAAUUUGCCGACACUUAAUAAUCUAAAUUUAUUAUUUUACUUUUUUUUAAAUAUUUAAAUAAAUUAAAUCAUUACAAUGUCGACCCAAAAGUCGGAAGCUACGGUGCCAAACAAAAUUAAGUUUCUCAUUUCUGGACUUUCUGGUAUGGCUGCCACGUGCUUCGUCCAACCUUUGGACUUAAUUAAGAAUCGAAUGCAGUUGAGUGGGAAGAAGACAUCGACCCUGAGUAUUGUGUCUUCAAUUGCUAAAAAUGAAGGGUUAUUGGCAAUGUAUUCCGGUUUAAGUGCCGGGUUAAUGAGACAAGCGACAUAUACUACAACGAGAUUGGGAGUGUAUACGUGGCUCUUUGAACUAGCAUCGAAAGAAUCACAGCCUAACUUUUUCAUUAAAGCUGGUUUAGGAAUGACUGCUGGUGCUGUUGGAGCAUUUGUCGGAAACCCAGCAGAAGUUGCACUAAUUCGUAUGACUGCUGAUGGACGACUACCUCAAGCCGAGCGACGAAUGUACAAAAAUGUUUUCGAUGCUUUGUUUCGAAUUACUAGAGAAGAAGGAGUUCUAACUCUUUGGAGAGGAGCAAUACCAACAAUGGGACGUGCAAUGGUAGUCAAUGCUGCUCAAUUAGCAUCUUAUUCUCAAGCGAAAGAAGCUCUUCUUGAUACUGGUUACUUUGAGGAAAAUAUUAUGCUACAUUUUACUGCUUCAAUGAUUUCUGGAUUAAUAACAACAGCAGCUUCAAUGCCAGUAGAUAUUGCUAAAACCCGUAUUCAAAACAUGAAAAUGAUUGACGGUAAACCAGAGUACAGAGGCGCUUUUGAUGUACUUGGUAAAGUAGUACGGAAUGAAGGAUUUUUUGCUCUGUGGAAAGGAUUUAUUCCUUAUUACGCUCGAUUAGGGCCUCACACUGUCCUUACAUUUAUCUUUCUUGAACAAAUGACAGCUUCUUAUAAAAAAUAUUAUUCUUAAGUUUAUUCCAUUACUCUAAUUAACUGAAUUUGAAAAUUCACAAAUAUUAAAUCCGUAUAUAUUUAUAUUAUUAAAGUUUUUUAAACCAAGAAAAUUUUAAAAUAUGCCAUCAAAAUAUUUCACUGCAAAUUAUCAAGGUCAAUUUUUUUUUCUUAUUUUUUUGUUUUCAAAUUUCAUAUUUUUUGUGUGUUCACAACAUUUUUUUUUAAAUUAUAAAUUUCUAAAAUCAAAUUUAAAAAUUCACGGAUUUAAUUUAAAUUGAAUUGUUUAUAAAUGAAUAAACAGUGUAUUGCUUAUAUAUAAAACAUAAGUACGCUGCUUACAUAUAUUAAAUAAUCGACAAUACGAAUUAUUAGUGUGCGAACAUAAAUAAGGCACAAAUUCGACUCAUAUUUAAAAUAUUCAAUGAUGUGUUCAAUAGUUUUAUGUUAAGAGACAGAACUUAAAUUCUGAUACAGAAAAAAUUUCUUUCUUUUUUUUUUUUUUUAAUUAAUAUUUUGGUGUGAUGAAUUAAGAAAAAAUUUCCAAUAGACAUUUUUAAGCGAAAUGUUGGAUAGUUUUUUUAUAAAUCACAAUAGGAAACUAAAUAAAUAUUCCAAAUAGAUAUAUAGUAAGUAUGUAGGUAUUAACGACUGCUGUGCUUGAAAAAUUAAAAAAUAGUUGAACAACUGACAUAAUAGUAAUAAUAAUAAUAAUAAUAAUAUAUCAUAAGAUUUUGUUUAAAUAUUUAUCAGUUUGAUAAAUUUAGAUGAACCUGAAGUUAGAAGACGAUUAACAAUUUUCGGAUUUUUUUUCAACGAAUCAAUUAUGAAAAAAAAAAAAAAAAAAAAAUUAAGAGAAUACACAUGUAGAAAAUUGAAAAAAAACUAUAGGUGCAAUUUUUAAAAAUAUUUUUUUUUUUAUAAUGUAUUGUUUUGAAAAAGAAACAAAAAUUAUUAGACGUCGGCUAACUUCAGUAUCAUGAAUUUAGCGGAGUUAUUACUAAUAUGAGCGGGAAGUCAUCAAUUGCCUACAAUAUUUUUUCGUACAUUGGAAAUUACUGCUCGGCUACUAAAAUUUAUUCUACGGUUCUAUUGCCUAUGGAAAUAUAAAAUAUGUAAUUUAAUUGCGAAAAAAAAUAAUUGCAGUUCUAUUGCCUAGAAAAAUAAUUCAUGAUGUUUGAUUGAUUGCUAUUUAAUUGUGAACCCAGUCAAAGGAAUUCCUAAUAAAUGUAGAUGCUCCUGAUUUUGCUGAGAAAAUCUUGUACUUGAGGAGAAAUGAUCAACAAAGACCGAUCACUUGAUAAAAAAAAGACGAUUGAUCUGUAAAAUAUGAGAACCGCGGUAGUCUUGACAAAAGUAUAACUCGCUCGGUCCAUAAUAAGACACUGGGUUGAAUCUCAUAGUCGACUUAGGGAAUCACCUGAUCAGCCCAAUAAUUUCUGAUAGAAAACUCUGUCAAGUUUUACAGUUGCUAUUGUCAAGACUACCGAGGUUCUGAUAUUUUUCAGACCAGCUGCGUUUUUUUUAUCAAGUGAUCGGUCUUGAACGUUGAUCAUUUCUUCUCAACAAGUACAAGAUUUUCUCAGCAAAUAAAUUAGAAGCUUGUCUACAUUAAUUAGGAAUUUCUUUGACUGGGUUCACAAUUAAAUAGCAAUCAAUCAAACAUCAUGAAUUAUUUUUCUAGGCAAUAGAACUGCAAUUAUUUUUUUAUGCAAUUAAAUUAUAUAUUUAAUAUUUGCGUAAGCAAUAGAACUGUAGAAUAAAUUUUAGUAGGCAGCAGUAAGAAAUUAUAAUGUAUGAAAAAAUAUUAUAGGCAAUGUUUUCCCAUACGAUCAAUGACAAAAAAAUUUUUACAAUAAACAAAGAAUUUAAUUACUAUAACAAAACAUUCUUUCUAAACAUUCUUAAUGAAUUAUUAUGAUCGUCUGGUACAGAUCUUAAUAAUUUUGUUAUUAUAUUAAUAAAGAGUUAAAUAUAAUUUGUUAAUUUCUGUAUAUAGUAAUAAAUCCUGUGGAUUUGUAAAAUAA